AUGGACCUCAAGUCGAUUCUGCCGCCAGCCAAGGGCAUUCUGCCCUACUACAUGCUCAUCCUCUCCGUCGUGUCCAUCGGCAACUCCCUCCAGGCAUACGCGACGCUGCACUUCUCGCGGCGCGUCUACAACGGCCGCUUCAUCCGAAACCCGAAGCUGCCGCCCGCCUCCGCCAAGUUCGACCCCGAGGACUCGCCCAACAAGCUGGUGCACGCCCAGAACGACCCUAAGGCCACCGACCAGCUGACGCCCCUCGCCGGCCGGCUCUUCGGGACGUGGACGCUCAUCACCUGCAUUGUGCGCUGCUACGCGGCGUACCACCUGGACCUUGGGCCCGUGUACAAUAUCGCCAUCUGGACGUACGUUGUGGCGCUGGGACACUUUGCCAGCGAGCUGUUUGUGUUUAGGAGCAUGACCUUUGGCCUGCCUCAAAUCUUUCCGUUUACGCUGGCUACGACGGCGCUCAUCUGGAUGCCCAUGGUCCGGAGCCACUACGUCGAGUUUGAGUAGAUAU
Trichoderma citrinoviride is the source of this 514-nucleotide messenger RNA. Its product is annotated as transmembrane domain-containing protein. Bases 1 to 510 code for a protein of 169 amino acids. The record is from RefSeq and is a predicted model, not a curated record. NCBI's taxonomy places the organism in Eukaryota, Fungi, Ascomycota, Sordariomycetes, Hypocreales, Hypocreaceae. Gene Ontology annotation, molecular function: protein-macromolecule adaptor activity. The transcript is spliced from 2 exons. Gene Ontology annotation, cellular component: membrane; endoplasmic reticulum.